CAUUAUUUUCUACAUGUUGCCCUGUUGGGAAAUUGGCCGACUUGCGAGUUGUUUUUAUAGUCAUUUUUCCAAUUAGCUCAUAGGUUGCUUGUUGCACAUACUUAACUCGCAUCACAUACGUAUAGAAUAUGCUAAGAGAAUUGUGAUAAAUCAUAUUCAGGUUCCAUUGAAAUUUCAUUUGUUUAGGAUUAAAAAUGCUAUCGCGAAAAAGUAAGGAUAAAAGUUUAAAAGAAGGAGUUGUGGGCAGAUACGUGAAGAAGAAUACGCCGUCUGAGAUUCCAGUUAUAAAUGUUUGGUCAUCCGAUGACAGCAAAAAUAAAGGCAAAAAUCGGCGUAAUAGCCAGCAACUGAACACACAGAAAACUGAACAGAUUGGAACUAAAGAGAAAUUUGGUAAUACUAAAAUCAGCACAAAAGCGAACACGCUGAGCCAAAUUCGUAAAUACACGCCUAACCUAUCUGUCCAGAGCCUAACACAACGCCAUGAACGCCUUCCAGGCAACAUAUACAGUCCUGAGUCUGGAUCCAGUAGUGGACACAAUCAUAAAUUCCAAAACAUGCCAUCUACAUCAGAUGCUGCCGACAUCUUCCCCUCACGACGUCCUUCGUCACAAUCGACAAUGUCGAUACCUACAAACGCCUCAAUGAUGGGCGGCAAUAAUAACAUAAAUAGUAAUAGUAACUACGUAAAUAUAGAACAAAUCGAUCGAAUGCGACAUCAAUCCGAACAAUUAUACAGCAACUCAUAUCAUCCAUCCGUCGAGAAUUUCAAUCGCAGUCAUUCGAUCAAUCAAAACCACCCGCAUACGUAUGAAAUUAAUACAGGCGGUGCCUACGGUGCUGAACAGUACGGAGCGCAUUAUAGUAAUGCAGCUGCAGCAAAAAAGACUGGACGAAAUCCAUCACCGAUGUCUUCGACGACAUCGUCACUGGGACAUUCACAGCAAACGAUUAUGCAAUCAUCCAGUGGUUACAGUUCAGAAGUAUCGCCUAUUUAUGAAAACCAGUCCCAGAUUUCUGCCCAACUCGCUGCAAGUGGUCGAUCCGAAUCUCCCAUUUACUGUAAUACCAGUUCGAAUCAUUUAUCUGCUGCAUAUCAAAACAAUGAUCGUUACGGAUCUCACAGUUCACACCAGUCUGUAUACUCAAACAUGCCAACAGAGAAUCCCACAAGAAGUUAUCAGCAUCUGGGUCAAAAUGUAGCACUGAUGCCUGCAAAAAUUCCCCUGUAUCAACCGCUGAGGAACUACGAAGCGGUCGGAAUGACCUUUGGUGAACAUCUUGUUCACAACGCCCGCCAUCAAGUUAUACCUCAUGUGCCUUCUCAGCAAUCAAUGGACGAGGAACUUCCGUUGCCACCUGGCUGGGCAGCUUACUACACUUUGCGUGGACGGAAGUAUUACAUUGAUCAUAAUGCUCAAACCACGCAUUGGUCCCAUCCCCUGGAACGGGAAGGUUUGCCAAUUGGUUGGCAGAAAAUCGUUUCACCACAACAUGGAAUUUAUUACUAUAAUUAUAUUAACCGACAAUCACAAAGGAAUCAUCCCUGCUUAACAUCAUGUUACCUCUACACUUCAACGGAACCACCGAAUGCGAUUCUCCCAGAACCACAGCCACCUCAAUAUAGUCCUCAUAGUGCACUAGUUCCUGCUAAUCCAUAUUUAUUGGAAAAGAUACCAGAGUGGCUUAUUGUAUAUUUCCACGCUGAUCCAUCUAAAGAUCACAUCUUAAAAUUCAACAUGUUCGGACUGCAAAAGCUUGAAUGUUUCGACGCCAUGUUUUUGAAACUCUACAAGCAAGAACUCUUCAGCAUUGUCGGCGCCUACGAGAUGUAUCGACGAGCGCUAACAAUUGAAAUAAAUCGACGCAUUGAACAAAGCCGCUUACAGCAACAACACCAACAACAACAGCAGCAACAGCAACAAUUGGGCCCUUAGUAAAUAAAGUCACACAAAGCGAAAAGAUAUUUUUUAAGGGAACAUUUGAACAUUGUGAUUUUCAAAAGAGGAAUAACGGUAUCCUAGUAUUUCAUUUAGAUAUAAAUAUCGUUCUCGCAUAGUAAUUAUCAUUUUUUACAUCAAACAUAUACACAUAUAUCGUCAGUAUCAUGAAUAUCUAUAUUUAGCCCAGUAAGCGAACAACAACCUUCUUGACGAAUUUCCUAAUUAAAUUAAAAUUGCGAAAAUCAAUUUUUAGACAAACGAUCGUGUGCCUUACGAGAUACGAACUUACAUUGGUGAUUUAUUGAUAAUACGUUGAUUAACUCGUGCGUGCAUAACAGACAUCGCGCUAACAUUUAUGCAAAAAGAAAGACGACUGUGUUAUUUUAUUAUAUUAAAAUAUAUUUUUUAUGGUAAAUUCACAUAUUAUAAUACGCUAGACAUCGUAAAAGUGAAAACAUCCACACGCUUGCUCUCUCACUCUCGCCCAAUGAUACUUUGUUAUAUUUGAUUUCAUUUGAUGAUUUUUUUUAAACGAAACAUUUCAAUUAUUUAUGAAAAGGGUUUAUGAUUAAAAAUUCGGUAUGCCCCUGUUCAGAUAUUGAUUGGUUUGUGCCUGGAGUCAACACAUUUGUGAGAUGCUUGAAAUGAGUAAAAUUAUUUUGAUUCGCAAAAAUAAAAUUAUAUCAAAUGA
Molecule: messenger RNA, 2634 nt
Organism: Hermetia illucens (black soldier fly)
Lineage: Eukaryota; Metazoa; Arthropoda; Insecta; Diptera; Stratiomyidae
Gene: sav
Product: scaffold protein salvador
Exons: 7
Coding region: 195-1937 (580 amino acids)
Biological process (GO): regulation of cell population proliferation; apoptotic process; hippo signaling
Molecular function (GO): molecular adaptor activity; protein binding
Source: RefSeq, a predicted model, not a curated record